Messenger RNA from Fusarium subglutinans, 765 nucleotides. RefSeq lists its product as uncharacterized. NCBI's taxonomy places the organism in Eukaryota, Fungi, Ascomycota, Sordariomycetes, Hypocreales, Nectriaceae. The coding region runs from base 1 to 765 and encodes 254 amino acids. The transcript has a single exon. The record is from RefSeq and is a predicted model, not a curated record.
AUGGAGGCUUCCGAAGUACCAUACGCAAACGAAGGCUUGCCAACAUUCACGUGCUUCUCACGUCUCCCCCUCGAGUUACGAGAAAUGAUAUCGGAGCGCCGGAUCUCUGUGCAGCGACACCUGAGGAUAGAAGGCCGCUGGGGAAAGCCAGCCACGAUUGGGUCUUUCUCAAUCUCUGAGGGAAUGGAUCUCUCUCGAGUCUGCUCUGAGAGCCGAAAAGUCCUUUCUCGGAUUAUCGCUUAUCAGACCGCGGAAGAUGGAGAUGGAGCUUCCAUUAAGCAACAGUUCAGCAUUGUUCUUCUGACAAUACUCGAUACGCCCUCACUGGAGAUCCUUGCCUCCCUUAAAAACGAUAUCUAUUGCAUUGCUGUACCAAGGCUCGCCGUAGGACAGUUGAAAAAGCUCCAUCUAUCUUUAAAAAAGAGGGUAGCAGCUGGCAGUCGACAGAUAAAAGUCAUCUACACUGGUACAAGGCCUUACCUUCAGGACCAGUGGCAGUGCCGACCCCCAGGAAAUUACCUCGUGAAACCACUCGCUGAUUUCUACGUCAUGGCCGACGAUGCUGUAUCAUCCCUGGGCUGCGAUAAGAGCUUCACUGUUAGAACAACCGAGGAAGAAAAGGAGUUCCGAUUCUUCAACAGCCCAUUCUGGUCAGCUUACCAGUCUCCAAAAGAGCUAUGCUUGACCUGGAUGAGACUUACUUCGAAGGACGGAGUCCCAGCACCCGUGAUAAGGCCAAGCUUAAUCACGAUCCCCCGGAGCUAG